GAAAGGAAAAAAAAAUUUCCCUGCAACUCCACUCCUGGGAGCAGAAUUCUAUUCCCCGAGCAGUAGGCAGAAAACCAACUGCCGGUUCCCUCUCCUCCCCUUGGGAAACCCAGAGUGGAGAAUGAGGCAGGUAUUUCGUGGUAGCAGCAGCAGCAGGAGCAAAACCCAGCCUACCGUUCUGUGGUGGAGCUCAUGGUACUCAAAGUUCAGCCGGUACUAAGCGGAGAGAGCGACUGAGAGUGCUCUAUCCCGAGUGAGGAGAGAAGGAUUUGGACUUUGCUGCGCUCUCAGUCUGUAGCUCACAGCGUCCAUUAAAAGCGGGGAAAAUAAGAGGAGGUGAAGCACAGCUAUGAGUAGCCCCAGCUCCAAGCCAACAUGCUUGUCUCAGCCUGUGGUGAAGAGUGUGAUGGUGUAUCGCAAUGGAGAUCCAUUCUUCCAAGGGCGCCGUGUGGUUAUCCACGAGAAGAAAGUGUCUAGUUUUGAUGUCUUUCUGAAAGAGGUAACAGGUGGGGUAAAUGCCUCCUUUGGGGCAGUGCGGAAUAUCUACACCCCUCGUGGUGGGCAUCGCAUCAGGCAACUGGAUGAGAUCCAGAGUGGAGAGCAUUAUGUUGCUGGGGGCAGGGAAGCCUUCAAAAAAUUAAACUACUUGGACAUUGGAGAGCUAAAGAAAAGGCCUAUAGAGAUGAAUAAUGAGUUAGCAGUGGAAAAUGUAAAGCCAGUUACCCACAGUAGAAUCAAUGUGUCAGCACGGUUUCGAAAACCUCUUCAAGAGCCAUGCACUGUUUUCCUGAUUGCUAAUGGUGACCUCAUAAGCCCAGCAGUGCGUCUUUUCAUCCCAAGAAAAACGCUGAAUCAAUGGGAGCAUGUUCUUGAAAUGGUUACUGAAAAAGUUACCCUCAGAAGUGGAGCUGUGCAUAGGCUCUACACUUUAGAUGGAAAACCUGUUGAGAAUGGGUUGGAUUUGGAAAAUGGGCAGUUUUAUGUCGCGGUUGGCAGAGACAAAUUUAAGAAGUUGCCGUAUAGUGAAUUACUGUUCAGCAAGUCCACAGUAAGAAGAUCUUAUGGUUCAAAAUCAUCCUCACUACCUCCUGUUGGUGGAUCUGGAAAGUCUAAGGGGAGUUCCAAAUCUACUGAUACAGGAGACACAUCCUCUCCUCAGCCUCCAAAGAGAAAGGAAAAGCGUGGACAGGAUCAGGACCCCAAAAAACCUGUAAAAUCAAAUGAAACUGUAAAAGUAGUGACCAAAUCUUAUGUUCUCUCAGAUAAUGACGAGGGUGUUUACAAGGUUGGCAAAAAGCGAUCUGAAAUGCGGGGGGCUGUGGAAGUCCAGGAAGAUGAAGAAACCCGAACUGAGGUCCCAGUGGACCAGCGGCCAGCAGAAACUGUGGAUGAGGAAGAAAACAUAGGAGCAGAACAUAAAGCUCAACAUCAAGAAGACUAUGCAGCAAUGAAUGGGGAGGCCGAUCAGGGUGGAGAAACUGGGGAGACCAUCCAUGGAGGCAGUAAUGAGGAGCAGGAAGGUCUCGACCAACCUGUCCAAGAGGAACCUAGUCAUGCAUAUGGUGGAACAAAUGAAGAAAAUGGUGAGCACAUGGAUCUCAAUGGCCAUGAAGAAGAAUCAAAAGAAGGUACUGAUGAUCAAAUCCAGGCUGAUUCCAAUUAUGAAAAACCUUCAGCUCCAAGAGUCACCAUUACCAGUCCACAGGAAAGUGAAAAAAAUGAACAAACCAAUGAGUACGCUGCAGUAGCAUAGACCUAUUUCAAAGGACCUAGGUUCGCAGAAAAUGAAGAAUUUUAUAUUUGGAAGGCAGAGCAUCUUUUUCUGAGCUUGAUUAAUUUAUAAUGUGACAAUAAGGUGGAAUUUCCCCUCUUGAGUCCUGAUGUAAUAAUGUGGUAUCCAGUACUUAGUUGAUUAUAUGAAUGUUUAUUAAGAAGAAAACUGAAUUAUAGUCCCAAUAUUUGGUCUUUCCCUUAUGUGAAUGCUAGGGAAAACUUAAUAAACAGAAUGUUGAAUAUUGAACUAGCCCCUAUGUAUGCUCACAAAAGAAGUGGUUAGCAGUUCAUUUAGAAAGAUUAUUUUUGUGAUUUUUUUUAAAGAUGGAAAAUCUGUAAUAUUUUUAUAGCUGAAUAAAUAUCUAUGAAUAUGA
This is a messenger RNA of Hemicordylus capensis (graceful crag lizard), 2147 nucleotides long. It is a transcript of the gene DCDC2, whose product is annotated as doublecortin domain containing 2. The transcript has 12 exons. Gene Ontology annotation, cellular component: axoneme; microtubule organizing center; kinocilium. The coding region runs from base 350 to 1753 and encodes 467 amino acids. Gene Ontology annotation, biological process: dendrite morphogenesis; neuron migration; cilium assembly. Lineage: Eukaryota; Metazoa; Chordata; Lepidosauria; Squamata; Cordylidae. The record is from RefSeq and is a predicted model, not a curated record.